Molecule: messenger RNA, 876 nt
Organism: Protopolystoma xenopodis
Lineage: Eukaryota; Metazoa; Platyhelminthes; Monogenea; Polystomatidea; Polystomatidae
Source: the annotation of a GenBank genome assembly
AUGCUCCCCGUCUUUACGGGCUGGGACCCUCUCGGUCUCCAGCUCCUUUUGAUUAUUUUCCCAUUCGCCAACUUCAAUUCGGCCUUUACCACGCCGAAGCUCAUCGGUUCAGCAACUAAUCACCAGCAACUGACCCUUCUGACGGUGCCACGGGAGGCGCUAGUCUAUCCCGUCUGGUCUGUGGCCCAAACCAGCCACGGGGUCGCCAGCUCGACCCCUCCAAUGGGCCUGUACUCAGAGGCCUCGAGGCCGAUUGGACUCGAGCUCGGCCAGUCGGUGGCAACCGAAGCCAAGGUGAUGGCCCUGGCCAUGUCAAAACUUGCCUGGCCAGGAGGCCCGCACCGACAGGGCUCAGGCAACUUGACGGCUUUCCUGUUGUCAACACGACCACCACGAACCGACGAGACGACGACUACCCAGUUUGAUUUCACUUCUGAUUCCAGUUACAGUUACAGUCCCAGUUACGGUUCUGGUUUCAGUUCCAGUGCCGAUGUCACCGACACCACCAUCAAAUCCGAGACGGGUGACACAAACCAAAGUUAUCCUCUUACGUUUUCCGAAAAAAACAUGUCUUCGUGCACAACCACAUUAACAAUUCCGGAGCUGUCAACCGCAUCGUGGCAAGCAUCGUCGGAGAAAAUAGAAAAACGAUUAACCUCUUCUUCGGUUGAAGGAUCGGUUGAGCCUUGGAUUCCUCCCAACUUGCCCCCGAAACCAGGCUCUCUAGCUUCUGCAGUUUCGAAAGAGAAGGAGGCAAAUGUGCAAGGACACCGACGUUCCUGGCGCCGACUGGGCAAUUCACAGAAUUACAUCUACCAGUUGACUUACUUGAACGACUCCAAAGCACGCUGUAAUGAUGGCUCUUCUGCCGGGUAA